This is a messenger RNA of Microthlaspi erraticum, 534 nucleotides long. The record is from the annotation of a GenBank genome assembly. NCBI's taxonomy places the organism in Eukaryota, Viridiplantae, Streptophyta, Magnoliopsida, Brassicales, Brassicaceae.
AUGGGUUUAAUCAAGAACACAGUCCACUACUGCUGCGUCUCCAGAGACAAUCAGAUCCUCUACGCUUACAACGGCGGAGACCAGAGCAACGAAAAUCUCGCGUCUUUGUGUUUGGAAAAGUCUCCGCCUUUUCACAAUUGGUACUUCGAAUCCAUCAGUAAGAGGAGGUUCGGGUUCUUAAUCGGAGAUGGGUUUGUGUAUUUAGCCAUUGUUGAUGAGGUUCUAGGGAAAAUCAGCGUCCUUAAGUUUCUAGAGCAUCUCAGAGACGAGUUUAAGAAAGCUGCGAGGAAGAAUAACAUUAGAGGAAGCUUCACUGCGAUGAUUGGCUCUGUUAAUGUUGAAUACCAGCUUGUUCCUGUUGUUUCCAAGCUCAUAGCUUCGCUUGAGCGUGAUGCUGAGGCUGCUAACAACGAUUUGAAGACUAGUAGUCUUGUUGAGCAGACGAAUUCGACUAAAGCUCAUGUGAAAGCUUUUGGGGAGGUUAAACAACAAGCAAGAGAAGAAGAAAGGGAAAGAUCAUGUGAUCUCACUUAG